Molecule: messenger RNA, 1047 nt
Organism: Microbotryum saponariae
Lineage: Eukaryota; Fungi; Basidiomycota; Microbotryomycetes; Microbotryales; Microbotryaceae
Source: the annotation of a GenBank genome assembly
AUGGAAUAUACGAUAACCACAGCUCCGUGGAAUGUUAUCAAAGGCACCACCACCUUCGGUCAGUCACUGAGCGAGUGGCCCCCACUGACCCUUACCUUCAGAAAGCUGAUGCAGCAUCGGGAUCGACCUACAGCUCUGUUGGGAGGAGUUACAGGGUCUACGAUAGGUGUCGUUCGGAAUCUGCCCGCUCUACCAGCCGCAUUUACCACCGCCAUCAACACGGGCAUGUUCUCGUUCUCCUUCUUUAGUCAGUUCCGCGAACGCAUAAGGGACCCCAUUACUCGUGCGACGGUCUCAUUUGGACAUCCUCUACUUGCUCCCACAGCUCUACGGGAAUAUGCCAUCAUUCCAAUCUUGACCGUGAACCAACUGCACCCUGACCCACUCGACCCAGACGCCUCCGCGUCGUGGAAUCCUCACUUCUACAACCUUCUACCCACCUCACUCGCUGGCUUCACGGCCGGUUCCUUCUUCUCUUACGUGAUGAGGGCUACGAGUCGAGCUUCCGUCCGGGCUGGAGUCACGCUGAGUUUGGGAUGUACGACUCUCCAGUCCGUGUUCAACGAGGUCGAAUUGUUGAGGAUCAGAGCGGUCCUCAGAUCAGAGCUGAGAGAGAGGGCCCGACUAGUCGACGAGGAGAUGGCUUCAGUAUUGUCCGAGCGACGAUCGACCCCAGCCCUUACAACAUCACCAGCCGUGCCCGCGACACCCGCGACACCCUCGUCAACGACAACGGCUUCAGUCCACCAAACAUCACCCGACAGGAACGACUAUUACGCGCAGUACCCCAACUCUUCGACCGCUCGGGACCCCAAGACGGAAACCUUUGCCGCGCGAUCCGAUCGCCUGUUCAGUUCGGCCUGGACAUCCUUCCAAACGACUUUGGCCCGAUGGAGCCCGGUCAAGAAACUGGAUCAGGAGGAAUACGAGAGACUGUUGAUGGUCAAACUACAACAGCUUCCGCCGGAUACGGGGCGCGACGAUGACGUCAGGAGGGAGCGACAACUCUUGGAAGAAAAGAUAGCGCGAGCUCGGGAGAGGAGGUGA